Molecule: messenger RNA, 1468 nt
Organism: Fopius arisanus
Lineage: Eukaryota; Metazoa; Arthropoda; Insecta; Hymenoptera; Braconidae
Gene: Arglu1
Product: Arginine and glutamate rich 1
Exons: 6
Coding region: 215-1024 (269 amino acids)
Cellular component (GO): nucleoplasm; mitochondrion
Molecular function (GO): cadherin binding
Source: RefSeq, a predicted model, not a curated record
CACUGAACCCCGAUAAUAUCGGAGUCUCUACUUUAGUCCAUCCCUUUGGUGCUACACGCGUCAAGUUAUAUCAAAGUGAUUGUGAUUUGUUCAAGAGAAGUGUUUUACUCAUUAUUUCAUCGAUUUUUCUGGUUAAGGCACCAGUGAAAUUUCAUUUGAACAUUUUUCAAACGUUUUUAUCAUUGAAUCCAACGGGAAAAUAACUUCCAAAAGCAUGGGCAGGUCCAGAUCUCGUAGUAAAUCGCCGAGCAGACGGCGUCACAAGAGCAAACACUCGAGGAAGCGAUCCAAGUCGAGAGAGAAACGGAGUAAUAGUAAAUAUGCCGAGAAACCGAAAGAGAGGAGCUUGAAAUCCAGGAAACGGUCACAUUCUCCAUCAUUCAGCAGUGAUUCAGAUGUCUCUGAUGAUGUUCACAUCGUCAGUCACAAGAAACGCUCCUACAGGGACAGAGAUCGUAAAAUGGACGAAGUGGAACGUCUCGCGGAAAUGGAAAGACAGAGGAAAAAGAAAGAAUUAACGACCAAUAUUCUCGCUACGAGUGCGCUUCGACGACAACGUGAAUCGGAGCAGAAAUUAGUGGAGGAGGAGGCGGCGAAGAGGAUCGAGGAGCUCGUGCAAAAGCGUGUUGAGGAGGAAUUGGAGAAGAGGAAGGAGGAGAUUGAGGCUGAGGUACAGAGACGAGUUGAAGAGGCUAAAAGAGCCAUGGAGCGUCAGAUGAUGGAGGAGAUGGAGUGGCGCCAGGCUAAACUUCGAGAGGAGGAGAAACGUAGAGAGGAGGAAGAGCGGAAGAAACGCGAGGAGCUCGAAAGGAUUCUGGAGGAAAACAACAGGAAAAUUGAGGAGGCUCAAAAGAGAUUGGCCGAGGACAGACUGGCAAUGGUCGAGGAGCAGCGUCUCCUGGAGGAGGAGCGCCAGAAAAUGAGAAAAGAGCAAGAGAAACGUAUAAAAGAAGAACAGAAAAAAAUUCUAGGAAAAAAUAAUUCUAGGCCGAAGCUCUCUUUUUCACUUAAACCAGUAACGUGAGUCUCGUGUGAAAUAAUAAUUUAAGUGGUGUUCUCAAUGUGAUAUUUCAUUACGUUCCGAGAGGUUUUUUUUUUUUUUAAUUUUUCCCCCUGGGAUAGCGCCGACUGAGUUCUGGAGGGUUGAUUCCAGCACCUGUAAUUAACACGUGCGUUGAGUUAUCAUCAACAGACGUGUCAAUUAUCGAACUGAAAAGCUGAAUCAAGUGUCCUCGAUUCUUUCUGGAGCUGAAUUAUGAACUCGGCAACGUGCUGUUUACUGAUGCCAAUCAAUUCUGGAUUAUGCCAAUGUAAAUUAUUACUCGUGUAAUUAAGAUAGAAUGCUUUUAAUCAAUUUUUCGGAUUACGUAAUUUAGAAGGAAGACCUUAAUUGUCAAAGUGUACAAUUAAGUAUCGAUAGAGAAUUGUGGAUAUGAUUAAUGUCAUAAAGUUGAAUUUUUUAAAAUUA